GAGCUCAGGGCUUCCUAACCUUUUGCACAAGACAUGCUUGUGCAGAAACCUGUCUUCAACCAGUCUGACCCCACGGAGUUUGUGUUCCGUGUGUUCACCACAGUCCCUGAAUUCCAGGUUCUUCUCUUCCUUCUCUUCUUCCUCCUCUACUUGAUAAUCCUCUGUGGCAACACAGCCAUCAUCUGCGUGGUGUGCACACACAGCACCCUCCGCACCCCGAUGUAUUUUUUCCUGGCCAACCUGUCUUUCCUAGAAAUCUGCUACACCACCGUGGUGGUGCCCUUAAUGCUUUCCAACAUUUUUGGGGCCCAGAAACCUAUUUCGUUAGCUGGAUGUGGGACCCAAAUGUUCUUCUUUGUCACCCUCGGCAGCACGGACUGUUUCCUCUUGGCGAUCAUGGCCUAUGACCGCUAUGUGGCCAUCUGCCACCCGCUGCACUACACCCUCAUCAUGACCCGCCAGCUGUGCGCGCAGAUGCUGGGCGGGGCCGUGGGCCUGGCCCUCUUCCUCUCCUUGCAGCUCACCGCCUUAAUCUUCACCCUGCCCUUCUGCGGCCACCGCCGGGAAAUCAACCACUUCCUCUGCGAUGUCCCCCCCGUCCUGCGCCUGGCCUGCGCUGACAUCCGUGUGCACCAGGCUGUCCUCUAUGUAGUGGGCAUCCUCGUACUGACAGUCCCCUUUCUGCUCAUCUGUGUCUCCUAUGUGUUCAUCACCUGCGCCAUCCUGAGCAUCAGUUCUGCGGAGGGCCGCCGCCGGGCCUUCUCCACCUGCUCCUCCCACCUCACUGUGGUCCUGCUGCAGUAUGGCUGCUGCAGCCUCGUGUACCUGCGUCCCCAGUCCAGCACCUCAGAGGAUGAGGAGAGCCAAAUUGCGUUGGUCUACACCUUUGUCACCCCCUUACUCAACCCUUUGAUUUACACCCUUAGGAACAAGGAUGUCAAAGGUGCCCUGAGGAAUGCCAUCAUCUAUAAAGCAGCUUCUGAUGCCAGUUGAAGCCUUAGGGGCGCUGGGCUGGGUGUCC
Molecule: messenger RNA, 1021 nt
Organism: Cebus imitator (Panamanian white-faced capuchin)
Lineage: Eukaryota; Metazoa; Chordata; Mammalia; Primates; Cebidae
Product: olfactory receptor 10Q1
Exons: 1
Coding region: 34-993 (319 amino acids)
Biological process (GO): G protein-coupled receptor signaling pathway
Cellular component (GO): membrane
Molecular function (GO): G protein-coupled receptor activity; olfactory receptor activity
Source: RefSeq, a predicted model, not a curated record